UAUCAGGACAGUUAUGAACAUACCACACUAACACUGAUAUAUUUAUUUGUACAGAAUACCGCAACAGAGAGGAGAAGCUUAAAGAAAGAGCGAGACAUCUUGAAAGCCAGCUCGCUGACCUCCAGAGAGAGAACUCGAAGCUGAAGUUGUCUAUAACAGAAGCAAACGUCACGAUCGUCGACGAGAUUCAGACAAAAGACUUGAAGAAGCACACGUCUGGCAGCAUCCAGUUCACCGACCUGUCCGACCGGGACAGUGCGUUCUGGAGCUCACACUCUGGGAAGAGUGAAUCCAUAGCAACAGGACACACGACCGACUUGGAUGAUGUUGAUACUCCAGCAAACAAUUGCCAAUGUGAUGCUGCAGCAGAUGGGAAUCUCGAGAGUGAGCCAAAUGAGGAGAGUGGAGAAGUUGGAGGCGAGAUAAAGGAUGGAGAGGGAAAAGUUGAAGAGGUAAAGGGUGGAAAUGAAGAUGUGAUGCCAGAUAUGAACAAGACAGGAAUGUCUGAUGAAGAUGUGGAUGGAACACAAGAAGGAAUGGGGACGGAAGCUGUGGCUGAUACAGAAUUGGCAGAAGAAGGAACAAGACGAAGCAGUGAUCUUGUGUGGAAGGCCAUGAAAAAGAAGCAGAGUUUAUGUACAAACGUGGACGAGAAUCAAGAGUUAUACGAGGUACGAACAGACGAAGAUGAGACUGGCACAGCUGACGUCGAGUCGGGUCACGAGCUAGCAUCUGACUUCAUGCAUGAUGAGACUCUGAAAUCGGAUCGCGAAGAGAUGAACACAAAUGUCAUGAUGGAACCAGAUGUUCCUGAUGAUGUUGUCACCGAUUCGACGACUUCUGAGACUCACCAACAGGAUCAUCCUGAUGAUGCAAAUGAUAAUGUUGAGUUUCUUAAGAAGACGAACAAAAUAUUCAAGAAAGGCAGUUUUCGUGAUGUGGUUGUUGAUGCAAUACGUUUCAAGUACGUUUUUGACGAGGUGGAAAAUGCGAAAAGUGAUAUACCAAUGAUAUAUACAGAAUCAAAAAAUAAAACAUCAAAUGAGAACUGCGACAGACAGUUAGAUGUUGUAAAUGAGAACAUAGAAGAAUCAAGUAAUCAUAUAGAAAUGGGUGAGGACCACAUGGAAGAUUCUAAGUCAGAGGUUGUGGAUGAGGACAAGUCCAGUGGAGCUGUGAGGAAGGAGUCGAUUCUCAGCGUGUUUGAGUCUACAGUCGACUGCAAACAGGAGGCUCCACGGUCUACGUUAGACGACGAAAGCGAGGACUUCAUUCAUACCAUGAUGAAGAAAGAAGACUGUAUGUCAGAAACUGAUCAUACUUUGUUGGACAUGGAUGAUCUCGACAAUAAAGGGUUCAAAGAGAAUGCAGGACAGUGGUUUAACACAGAAGUAGAUGAUCUCAAUGAUGUGGAUGUGGAUGUGGAUGAGCACCAUGCAAGAGAUGCCCACAGUAACAUCAGUCAUGUGAACAGUACGAGUGAUUUCCACUCCAUUGUUCACUCUGUCCAACAGUUAAUGAGAAAGAGUUCCCGGCCUGAUGGGAAAGGUUUAAAACAGACUGUCUGUUCUAUUGAAGAAACUGACAAACUGAGAUCAACCGAAAACACCGAGGUUCUGUCCAAGGACAACCCAUCGACAGCAAGUUCAGGAAGGAAAUCAAAACGUGAGAAAAAGAAUUCAAAGAAGACGGACAGCAUUGUCGAUGACAGACAUAACAAUAUGUCUGAACAGCUGGACCCAGAUCAUCCUUGCGCAGACCAGCAGAUAGAGUCAUUAGGAGAUUUAAUGACGAAAAAGAAAUCAAAGCGAAAAAAGACAAAGACAGAUGCACUUGCUUCUGAACAAACAGGGUCUCAUGAGGAUGACAACCAGAAAGAUGUUCCUGGUGAGGACUUUGACUGUCCUCAAGAGGAAGGUGCACACCUGAAGGGACGGAAGUCGAAAAACAAGAUAUCGAAACACAAAACACAAGUUUUAAAUUUCAAGAAUGACAAACAAGCAGAUGACUGUCAGGAGGGUUUGGCAGGAAACCAAGACUUGACGUCUGCUACGGCACUGGACGAGAAGGAAAAAGAUGAUGAACAGUUUCGAGGAGCUGGUGUUAGUAAUGAUCUUCCUCUUCAGAAUGAUGUCCUAGAUGAAUUUUCCAAACUACCAAAAGUUUCAGAACAUGCAGGUAAUGCAAAGAGCACAAUGAAAAAGACUAAAAAGUCCAAAAGUGGGAAGUCAAAGGAUGUGACAGAACCUGCCACAGAAGGCACUGCUACCAGUGACUGUAGUUCACAACAGACAAAGCCUAUCAAGGAUUUGCCGACAAAACAAGCUAAAGCUGCAAAACAUUCCACUGAAAAAAGUGGCAAGCGCCGCAAGAAGAAGGAAGUAUAGUGUCCCAGAGAAAGGAAAGAAAAACUGUUGUAAAUGUAAGAAGAAGGAAGUAUAGUGUCCCAGAGAAAGGAAAGAAAAACUGUUGUAAGUGCAAGAAGAAGGAAGUAUAGUGUCGCAGAGAAAGGAAAGAAAAACUGUUGUAAGUGCAAGAAGAAGGAAGUAUAGUGUCGCAGAGAAAGGAAAGAAAAACUGUUGUAAGUGCAAGAAGAAGGAAGUAUAGUGUCGCAGAGAAAGGAAAGAAAAACUGUUGUAAAUGUAACGACUCUCCAGCAAUGCUAUACAAGAGGUACUUGGAGGUCCCCUCCUUUGGAUUCGCCCUUGCUACAGUAUUCGUGCAGUGAGGGAUGCAGCAGUUAACCAGUACCUACACUGUUCAAAAGUACAGUAGGCCCUAUAUGCAAGACAAUACCCCCACGCCACCAAGCAUCACUCUGACGAAGAUAUUACACGUCCUCCACUAAACACAAAUAAAUUUAUCAUACACUGCAUUUUUGGGGUUACUUCGAAA
Messenger RNA from Gigantopelta aegis, 2895 nucleotides. RefSeq names its product DNA ligase 1-like. Bases 477 to 2387 code for a protein of 636 amino acids. The record is from RefSeq and is a predicted model, not a curated record. Lineage: Eukaryota; Metazoa; Mollusca; Gastropoda; Neomphalida; Peltospiridae. The transcript is spliced from 2 exons.